AUGGAUCAGCCAUUGUUGCCCAAGAGGAAUGCUGAGGAGAAGAAAUGGGUACUAACAUGGGAUGCCUUUGUGGAAGAGCUAAAACGAAUGAGCCACAUGGCAGCUCCAAUGAUGGUGGCAGCAGUGACGCUCUACCUACUUCAGGUUGUGUCAUUGACGAUGGCAGGGCACUUGAGUGAAUUGUCACUCUCUGGAGUCUCCAUUGCUACCUCUUUCACCAAUGUCACUGGCUUCAGUUUCCUGGUUGGAAUGUCUGGAGGAUUAGAAACUCUAUGUGGGCAAGCUUAUGGAGCAAAGCAAUAUAAGAAGUUCGGAAGCUAUACAUACUGUGCAAUAAUUUCUCUUACUGUAACAAGUAUCCCUGUAUCUGUCCUUUGGGUAUUCAUGGACAGGUUAUUAAUAGCAAUAGGCAUAGAUUCUGAUAUCUCAAUUGUAGCCUGCCAAUACGCGAUUCGGCUCAUUCCUGCAUUAUUUGCCUAUGCUAUUCUUCAACCGCUACUUCGCUACUUCCAGUCUCAGAGCUUGAUUCACCCCAUACUAAUAAGCAACUGUGCUGCUCUAUGCUUCCAUAUUCCUCUCUGUUGGGUUCUGAUAUAUAAAUGGGAACUAGGAAACACAGGAGCAGCAUUAGCCAUCAGUGCGUCUUAUUGGUUAAAUGCGAUCCUGCUUGCACUUUACAUGCUGUUCUCUUCAUCUUGUGAGGAAACCCGAAGCCUCUACUGGAACGAAAUUUUCUCAAGCAUUAAUAAGUUCUUUCGCUUCGCUCUCCCUUCUGCUGUAAUGGUUUGUCUCGAAUGGUGGACCUUUGAGCUACUUAUAUUACUGGCAGGUCUGCUCCCAGAUCCGAAGCUUCAAACAUCAGUUCUUUCUAUCUGUCUUACUACCACAACAUUGCACUUCUAUGUACAAUAUGGGAUUGGUGCUGCUGGAAGCACUCGGGUUUCGAACGAGUUAGGAGCUGGAAAUCCUAAGGCAGCUAGAGUUGCAGUUCAAGUAGUAUUGAUCAUUUCAAUUGGGGAGGCAGUUACUGUCAGCAUAAUUCUGUUCUUUUGCCGUCACUUUUUUGGAUAUGCUUUUAGCAAUGAAGAGGAAGUUGUGGACUAUGUCGCCGAACUAGCUCCCCUGCUUUGUCUCUCACUUAUCUUGGAUGGCUUACAGGCAAUGUUUUCUGGGAUUGCUAGGGGAUGUGGGUGGCAACACAUAGGAGCCUAUAUCAACCUUGGAGCAUAUUAUCUUGUUGCAACUCCACUAGCUGUUCUUCUCUGCUUUGUGCUCCAUCUUAGAAGCAAAGGACUUUGGAUGGGACUAUUAACAGGGAGUACUGUUCAAGCAGCAUCAUUUGCUGUCAUAACUGCUUUGACAAAUUGGCAACAACAGGCAACCAAUGCCAGGGAGAGGAUCUUUGAGGCACCUUUUUUAGCUGAUAAUGAAUUGGCUUGA
Molecule: messenger RNA, 1440 nt
Organism: Dovyalis caffra
Lineage: Eukaryota; Viridiplantae; Streptophyta; Magnoliopsida; Malpighiales; Salicaceae
Source: the annotation of a GenBank genome assembly